This is a messenger RNA of Salvelinus sp. IW2-2015, 691 nucleotides long. RefSeq names its product intermembrane lipid transfer protein VPS13B-like. NCBI's taxonomy places the organism in Eukaryota, Metazoa, Chordata, Actinopteri, Salmoniformes, Salmonidae. The record is from RefSeq and is a predicted model, not a curated record.
GACAGUGAGUCAGGUUCUCAGCAGGGUUCCUCGGGGUCCCAGCUUCUGCCCUGUGACCAGCUGGUGUCCCCUACGGCGCUGGCAGCUUGUACCCGGGUCGACUCAUGCUUCGCCCCCUGGUCCGUGCCCUCCCUGGGCGUGUCUCUCACCUUGGCACAGAUACAGCUGCACCUCUACCACCACCUGGAGCAGCUAGGCACAGUGCCGUCACGUCGACUCCGCCCUUCCUGCCAGACAGGAAGUUGCCCCAGGAGCAAGAGUACCUGGUCAUCGGGGCACAGGAGCCGCGGGUGUUCUUCGCCAGUGGAGCGGUGGUAUCGUGGCGUCAGCUCAGCCCGGCUCUGCAGGAGAUCCAGUUCUCCACCGAGCUGGACUGCCGACUGUUGGAGUACCGGAACUUUGACCUGGCUCCGCCUGCUUGCAGCCGUUCAUACUGCAGGGCCAGGCGCGGGUCACACGGCUGCUCCAACAACGUCCUCCUGGACGGGAAACGUCUUCAUAGACCCGGUCUUCAUUCAACAAUCAGCCAGAACACUGUACAUAGUCUGGGAUACAGCCGUACGGACUGGCAACAGGUGAGACUACUGUUAGAUACUGAGUCAGUCUAAUCCGCAACCCCUAACGUUCAUCCCCAUCAGUCUGAUACAGCCUACGGAGCUGGCAACAGGUGACACACCCUGGACCAACACAU